AUGUCGUCCCUCAAUACGUCCAUCAACGGACCCUCCAUCAAGAGCAGCUACGCUGGCGUCGUCAAUGGCCCAGCGUUGUCCUCUAGCUCGCCUACAUACGCCCAAUGGGCACUCUUCACCGUCCAAGCACCUCUUGCGAAUGCUUUCCAAGACAACGGAAACAAGGAGAGCGUGCUCAAAGUUCAGGACACUGGCGAUGGUGAGCUCAGCGAAUUGAACGAGGACUUCAGCGAGGGCCGCAUGCAGUAUGCGUUUGUGAAGGUCAAGGACUCCAACUCUGGUCUUCCCAAAUACAUCCUCAUCGCCUGGUGCGGUGGAGGUGUUCCCGAGCGCACCAAAGGCUACUUCACCAGCCACACGGCUGCUGUCUCCAAGAUCCUCCACGGAUACCACGUACAGAUCACUGCUCGCUCGGACGGUGACCUCGAGCCCGAGUCAAUUAUGCGGAAAGUGGCGGAUGCAUCGGGGGCCAAGUACUCAGCCGGCUCCACCAGUGGAGGAGCUUCUGCGCCCGAGCCGCCCCCCGUCAAGACCAAGCCCGUCUUCACCCCGACGACGUCAAGUGCUGCUCGCAACCCUCUCGUGACGGCCCGUUCAAGACGCGACAACAACGUUGACGACGAUGGUUGGGGCGCCGAUGCGCCACCAGUCACCCGCAGCCAGGUCGAGAAGGUCGAGUCUGCCUACAAGCCCACAAAGGUGAACAUGGCUGAGCUCACCAGCAACAAGGACGAGUCGACUCGCUCCAAUCCCUCUGCGCGCCAGGAUGCGGGUGAUGUUGUCAGGGGCGCAUAUCAGCCUGUUGGCAAAAUCGACAUUGCCGCUAUUCGGGCACAGGCUAAGGAGCAGCCAGACGACAGACCCGCGCCUGUCAAGGGAUCGUACGAGCCUGUCGGGAAAGUUGACAUUGCUGCUAUUAGGGCUAAGGCGCAGCCAAGGCCUCAGGAACCCCAACGUGAAGAGACGCAAGAACAGGAUGAGCCUGAGCAGCCGCGCCCAGUUGCCGAUCGCGCGUCGGCCUUCUCCCAGCCUGCGACGUCAGAGCGAUUGACCUCGCUCCCGAAGCCCAAGGUCGCAAACAAAUUUGGAGGAGCAUCAAGCUUCACUGGCACAAAGCCCCCUGCGCCUGGUGGCCUAGGAUUCGGCGGCCCCGCAGCUCCCGCCCCUCCCCCGGUUGGCGCUGCAAGCCGCACGUUUGCCGAUCAGGGCGGCAAGACGCCAGCCCAACUCUGGGCCGAGAAGAAGGCCAAGGAGCGUGGGAGCGACGUUGGCAGCGUGGCGGCGUCGUCGAACCCAGCAGCGGUCGCAUCGCAAAACAGCGGAGGCAAUGAGUGGAAGAGCGGAUACAGCGGUAAGAGCUGGGCUCCCGUCCAGACUUCUGGAAGCUUUGGUCGCCCCGAGGCCGGGGCCAUCAGCGCCGAUAACACGGGGGAGCCCGAGGCUAGGGAGAUUGAGGAGCAACCCACUGCAUCCUCUGGCGGCGUUUCCGCCCUCAAGGAUCGAUUUAAGGAUGCGGCGCCCAUGGGUGUCGGUGCGGCGCCUUCAAUCCCUCGUCGCGAGACAGAGCCUGAACCGGAGCCGGAGAGCGAGCCAACCCCCCCUCCUGUGCCGGACACCUCGAGACCUUCUGGAGGGUUCGCCCUACCUGGGCUGCCAGCACGUCCGUCUCACGCUGAAGAGGAAGAAAGAGAGGCCGAUGACGCCGACUACCGCGAGGAGCCGCGCGAUGCCUCACCCCCGCGUGUGGCGAUUCCCGUCAGCCGGGGUCCUCAGACAUUGGAUGAGCCCGAAGACGCACGAUCACCUCCUCCUGUCGCCCCCAGCCAGAUUGAAGUCCCCAAGGAGAAGGAUCUGUCCGAUGAGAGGGAACAGGAAGAGCAGUCGCGCGGUGCGGCCGAGGCAGUUGCGCAGCAGAACUUUGAGCGUGAUGAGAUUGACACCGCGCAGGCCGACCAGGGCGGUCACCGGGCCGUUGUUCAAUACGACUACGAGAAAGCUGAGGACAACGAGAUUGAGCUGAUCGAGGGUGAAUAUGUCACGGAUAUCGACAUGAUCGAUGAGGGUUGGUGGAUGGGCACCAACGCAAAAGGGCAGCGUGGUCUGUUCCCCUGCAACUACGUCGAUCUGGUCAAGGAAGGGGAUGCCCCCCCACCUCCCGCUCCGGCGCCUGUCGCUCGUGAGCCCUCGCCUCCGCGGCCGGCUGCGGCAGCGAACCCGGUGCCACCACCACCUGCCCCUGCUGCUGCCGCCCGGCCCAGUGCUGGGCCUACCGCCACGGCGAUUUACGACUACGAGGCAGGAGAAGACAAUGAAAUCAGCUUCCCUGAAGACGCGAAGAUCACCAACAUUGAGUUCCCCGACGAGGACUGGUGGGCUGGUGAGUACAAAGGCAAGAAGGGGCUGUUCCCCGCGAAUUAUGUGGAGCUCGACAAGUAA
This is a messenger RNA of Emericellopsis cladophorae, 2436 nucleotides long. RefSeq names its product Drebrin-like protein B-like protein. The record is from RefSeq and is a predicted model, not a curated record. Lineage: Eukaryota; Fungi; Ascomycota; Sordariomycetes; Hypocreales; Bionectriaceae. Bases 1 to 2436 code for a protein of 811 amino acids. Gene Ontology annotation, molecular function: actin filament binding. Gene Ontology annotation, cellular component: actin filament; plasma membrane; site of polarized growth. Gene Ontology annotation, biological process: regulation of actin filament polymerization. The transcript is spliced from 3 exons.